This is a messenger RNA of Aedes aegypti (yellow fever mosquito), 634 nucleotides long. RefSeq names its product U6 snRNA-associated Sm-like protein LSm1 (gene LSm1). Gene Ontology annotation, biological process: deadenylation-dependent decapping of nuclear-transcribed mRNA. Gene Ontology annotation, cellular component: Lsm1-7-Pat1 complex; P-body. Gene Ontology annotation, molecular function: RNA cap binding. The transcript is spliced from 3 exons. Bases 30 to 512 code for a protein of 160 amino acids. Lineage: Eukaryota; Metazoa; Arthropoda; Insecta; Diptera; Culicidae. The record is from RefSeq and is a predicted model, not a curated record.
UCUUCUUUGUUCUCCUUUGUUUACUUUAAAUGUUGUCCAUUUACCGCUGUGUGAAUUUCAAUACGAAACUAUCUCUUUAUUUUUGUGGAAAUCUGAAGCGAAACAAAAUGGAAAAUCCUCUAUUCGGAACGGCCCAUCUUCUGGAUGAAGUUGAUAAGAAACUAAUGGUUUUGCUGCGUGACGGUCGAACACUGAUUGGAUACCUGAGAAGCGUUGAUCAGUUUGCAAAUCUGGUUCUUCACCGGACAAUCGAGCGGAUACACGUCGGCAAUGAAUACGGCGACAUACAGCGCGGGGUUUUCAUCAUACGAGGCGAGAAUGUUGUGCUCCUGGGUGAAAUUGAUCGUGAGAAGGAAAACAAUCUUCCUCUGAAAGAAAUAUCCGUCGACGAUAUUCUGGAUGCCCAACGAAGAGAACAGGAAGCCAAGCAGGAAAAGCACCGACUGAUAUCAAAGGCUUUGAAAGAGCGAGGAUUGAAUAUGAACUCGGAGCUCACGCAGGAUGAAUUCUAACCGAUGGAAGAGGUUGUCUUAUUCCAUUAACUUAGGUUACGUUGUGAAAUAUUCUUGAGUUUAUGGCGUUUUUAUGUUUCUUUUAAAUCUACCUUCAAUAUAAUGGAACAGCAUGUAAACGA